UUCAUUGGACACUUCCCAUCCAGAUUCUGCUGUUGAUCCAGAUCCUGAUGAGGAGUCUGAUUUUUUUUUUGACACUUCAAGAUUUAAGAUCACUCUCUAUCACAACAGAAGCAAUGGACAUAUAAGCUCCACCUUGCUGGAUAAGGAAUACAUGCCAGUAAAGCAUAUCAAACCCAAUGCACCAUUCAAUCUCACCGUCAACCGGAUGUCAAGUCAACACCAUGUUACCUGGAUGAGUAGCUAUGAGAAAUAUCUACAAUUUGGCAAUCUUCUGUCUGACAACCUGAAGUACCAACUCUGGUACUACAGAAGUGGCCACCAAGGCAACGUUGUCGAAGUUCGCCACUCAACUAACAUCUCAGUGAACAAUGAAAAUUUUGAGCCAGACACAGAGUACACUGUAAACGUGAGGUCCAUCCCCAACCAACAACAGUAUCAAGGCCAGUGGAGUGAAUGGGCAACGGAGGUUCGUUGGAGGACUGAUCCCACACAAAAAGUCGGAGAAUUUCCAACAAACACAUUUACUGCCAUCUUAUGUGUGCUGGUUCCAGUACUGCUAAUUCUGUGCUACAUUCCAAUUGUAAGGUUGAAUAAAUCCACCUUCAUCCCAACUCCAGCACCAUACUUCCAGUCCCUUUACGCUGACUGUGAGGGGGACUUCAGGAGUUGGGUUGUGACCCCAGGCUCUGGGGCAGACUUAUUCAAGACAGAGGAAACCUUGCAAAUCGACACCCUGACUGAGACCAUACCGGUCCGGGAUGAUGACCACUCCUCACUGGUGCCCCAUCACAUGAUCCAGGAGGGCCCCAGUGACAACCUGUCUAACCCAGCAUCUGAUGCGCUUUUCCUGGGCAUUGCUUAUGCUGUAUCUCUGGGGUCACCACUCCCGGCACCCAGAGGCCCACUGAAGAGUGUGUCUCUGAGUGAGCCAGAGAGCACCAUCGAAGCAGACUCGGGGUGUUGGCUGCACAGCACCACAUCUCUGGAGCGGGAGAGUGCCUGGUACAGCAACGUGAACAGCAGCAGUGACUACUGCACCCUAUCAGACACUGGGAAUUGUCAGGAAGUUACCCAUAGAGUCUAUUGA
Messenger RNA from Oncorhynchus masou masou (cherry salmon), 1087 nucleotides. RefSeq names its product interleukin-21 receptor-like. Gene Ontology annotation, molecular function: protein binding; cytokine receptor activity. Gene Ontology annotation, biological process: cytokine-mediated signaling pathway. The transcript is spliced from 6 exons. The record is from RefSeq and is a predicted model, not a curated record. NCBI's taxonomy places the organism in Eukaryota, Metazoa, Chordata, Actinopteri, Salmoniformes, Salmonidae. Bases 152 to 1087 code for a protein of 311 amino acids. Gene Ontology annotation, cellular component: external side of plasma membrane.